This is a messenger RNA of Strigops habroptila (Kakapo), 7195 nucleotides long. RefSeq names its product sarcolemma associated protein (gene SLMAP). Gene Ontology annotation, molecular function: protein binding. NCBI's taxonomy places the organism in Eukaryota, Metazoa, Chordata, Aves, Psittaciformes, Psittacidae. The transcript has 23 exons. The record is from RefSeq and is a predicted model, not a curated record. The coding region runs from base 1458 to 3920 and encodes 820 amino acids. Gene Ontology annotation, biological process: regulation of voltage-gated sodium channel activity; regulation of membrane depolarization during cardiac muscle cell action potential; protein localization to plasma membrane.
UGUGGAAGCAGCAUGGUAGGAUGUCUGCAGUUAACAGAGUUUAUUAAUGGUGUAUAAGUGAGAGAGAACAUAAAUUACUAAGGUAGAAAUGUGGGCCAGUAUUUUUUUUUCUGUUUGAGAAGGUGCUAUGAUACUGGAGAGUCAGCUUCUUAAAUCGUUGUAUGUUACCUUGUAAUUUCAGGAAGAGUGGAAACUACCACUUGAACCAUACAUAUAGUUAUCUGAGUUAAGGAUGUGAUAACUCCUUAACAGUCCUCAAAAGCUGAGUUCCUUUGAAUGUGCAUGAGCUGCCAUCUCUGCUCGAAACUGGACUAGUUGUUAAUGAGGCACAAAAGGCUGGGAGUUGAGUUUGAUCUGAAGAGGGGUAUGAUCAAGUAUAAUUGGGUCAGUAUAUGCUGCCCUUUUUUCUGGCAGUACCGGCUUAAGCACCUCCUCAUGUAACUUGCAUCAGCUUUCAAAACUGGUUUGCAAUGACUAAACGAAUGCCUGAGCCAGUACAACUAAAGAGGUGAUGGUGCAACUCAGCAGUGAGCAUUGGGGAAGGGAAGGAUGUAUAAUUGCUCUUGAAGCCAGCACUGCUGCUGGAGUUCGGCUUGCGCUGGAAGCAGGAAGAGCAAAUGGUGCUGGGCUCACAGAAGGCGCUCUAUCACAGAGCUGCUGUGUAAAAGGCGUUGUUUUGGGAAAUGGAACACCCACCAAGGAUACUGCAUAGUUGAUAGUAUAAUAAAUACCAGUAUACUACUAUAAAUGCUGGUUAACACAUACGCAUGUUUGUUCUGGGGCUGGCGCUUGAUUUUUUUGUCUCUCUAAAGGUAACUUUAGUAAUGAUACAAAAGUGAUGGAGGAUUGACCUUUGAGAAAGAUCAUUUGAACCAGUGAAAACUAGCAUGGGACUAACAUUUGAAUUUGAUACAUGAAAGGGACGAGCUCUGUCCCGACCAGUUGUGACAUUAAAGAUAAUUGAAUCCUUUUUACUAAGUCUUGAAAUCAGUGCAUUUCUCCUUAGACGUCAGCUUGUUAACAUGUUGCUGACAUUACUUGUUUCUUUACUAGAUACAGAAAGAAGAGUGUUUUCAUCCUGUUUGUAAAGACUUUAGGAGCAUCUCUUCUAAAAUUUACAUGAUGAAAUUCAUGUAGUUAAAUGGACAUCAGUUUGAUAAUAUUAAAUUUAAUGUGUAUUUUCUGUGGCCAUUUGUUUACUAUUUUUUCCAGUUUGAAUUUUGUGACUGCUGUUCGUUUUGUUUGAUGUUUUGAUGAAGUUUUGUUGCUGAUGCUCUGCUGCAUUUCCUUUCCUUUGUUCACUCUCCUGUAUUUCCUUGUGCCAUCUCAUCUGUGCCCCAUCUGCAGAUUCUGCAGAAGUGUUUUUACAAGGGGCAGUGAUUAAUGAAAAAGUUGGAGGGAUAAAGGGCACCUAUUAUACAUAGGAAAGAAAAGGGUGGAGAAACAUAAGCACAAGUAUGUUUCUCCUUGCUUGUGACUCACUUUUUCAUAACAGAAGGAUAUUCAAAUGGAGCAGAAAGCUAAUCGAGAACAAACAGGAAGUAAAAGUCAUAAUUAUCUCUGCACUGAACCAUGAGAAGUUCUACCUUCAAGACACUAAAAGUAGUAAUGGUACCUUUAUUAAUAGUCAGAGACUGAGUAGAGGAUCUGAGGAAAGCCCACCAUGUGAAAUUAUGUCGGGUGACAUCAUCCAGUUUGGUGUAGAUGUGACGGAGAACACGCGGAAAGGUAAGGUUACUCAUGGAUGUAUAGUCUCCACAAUCAAACUGUUUCUUCCAGAUGGAAUGGAAGCUCGAUUGCGAUCAGAUGUUAUCCAUGCUCCAUUACCAAGUCCUGUUGACAAGGUUGCUGCUAACACUCCCAGUAUGUAUUCUCAGGAAUUGUUUCAGCUUUCACAGUAUCUACAGGAAGCCUUACACCGGGAACAAAUGUUGGAACAGAAGCUGGCAACCCUUCAGCGACUACUUGCUGUCACACAAGAGGCUUCAGAUACUAGUUGGCAGGCUUUAAUAGAUGAAGACAGGCUGCUAUCAAGAUUAGAGGUUAUGGGAAAUCAAUUACAGGCAUGUUCAAAGAAUCAAACAGAAGACAGUAUACGAAAAGAGCUUAUAGCAUUACAAGAAGACAAACACAACUAUGAGACAACAGCCAAAGAGUCCCUGAGGCGGGUCCUUCAGGAGAAAAUUGAAGUGGUCAGAAAACUGUCUGAAGUGGAGCGAAGUUUAAGUAAUACAGAAGAUGAAUGUACUCACCUUAAAGAGAUGAAUGAGCGGACUCAGGAAGAAUUAAGAGAAUUAGCUAAUAAGUACAAUGGAGCUGUAAAUGAAAUUAAAGAUCUUUCUGACAAGCUAAAGGUAGCAGAAGGAAGACAAGAAGAAAUCCAACAGAAAGGGCUGGCUGAGAAAAAGGAGUUGCAGCAUAAAAUAGAUGAAAUGGAAGAGAGAGAGCAAGAGCUUCAAGCAAAAAUAGAAGCUUUGCAGGCUGACAAUGACUUCACCAAUGAGCGGCUAACUGCUUUACAAGUACGGUUAGAACAUCUUCAAGAGAAAACACUUAAAGAACACAACAGCUUAGGGAUACAAGUUGACGACUUCAUACCUAAAAUUAAUGGGAGCACAGAGAAAGAGCACUUUCUUUCAAAGAGUGGAGGGGACUGCACUUUUAUUCAUCAGUUCAUAGAAUGUCAGAACAAGAUCAUAGAUGAAGGACAUCUAACCAAAGUGGAAGAAACAAAGCUUUUGAAAGAGAAUCAAGCAAGAGUCAAAGAAACUGAUUUGUCAGACACUCUUAGUCCAAGCAAGGAAAAAAGCAGUGACGACACUACAGAUGCCCAGAUGGAUGACCAAGAUCUAAAUGAACCUAUUGCUAAAGUAGCUCUUCUGAAAGAUGAAUUGCAGGGUGCACAAUCAGAGACUGAGGCUAAGCAAGAGAUUCAGCAACUGCACAAGGAGCUGAUUGAAGCCCAAGAGCUAGCUAGGACAAGUAAACAAAAAUGCUUUGAACUUCAAGCACUAUUGGAAGAAGAGAGAAAAGCCUAUCGAGUGCAAGUUGAAGAAUCUAACAAGCAAAUAAAUGUUCUGCAAGCUCAGUUGCGAAGGUUACAAGAAGAAAUUGAGAAUCUUCGUGAGGAAAAGGAGAAUGAAAUUUCAAGCACUCGAAAUGAACUAGUGAGUGCUCAAAAUGAGAUUCUGUCACUUCAACAAGUAGCAAAAAAGACAGCAUCAGAAAGAGAUACAGAUAUUUCUGCACUGCAAGAUGAGCUGCAAACAGUGAGAGCGGAACUUGAACGGUGGCGGAAAGAUGCCUCAGAUUAUGAAAAAGAAAUUGUCAGUCUGCAAGCCAGUUUUCAGCUCAGAUGCCAGCAGUGUGAGGAUCAGCAGAAGGAAGAGGCUACGUGCUUAAAAGGUGAACUUGAAAAGUUGAAGGCACAGUGGAGUGCUCUGGAAGCAGAAUGUGUUACACUAAGGAAGGAAAAUACUUUGCUUUCAUCUGAACUUCAGCGGCAAGAGAAGGAGCUUUCUAGCUCUCAGAAACAGAGUUUAGCGCUAACCAGCGAUAUAAGUGUUCUUGAAAUGUCUCGAAAGGAGCUUGAAAAUCAGAUGGGAUCUUUGAGAGAAAAACAUCAACGGGAUGCAGCUAGUCUAAAAAGCCAACUCAGUGAAGCUGAGAAUCAAGCAAAAGAUGUUCAGAAAGAGUAUGAAAGAACACAGACUGUGCUCUCAGAGCUAAAGGCGAAGUAUGAGAUGGCUGAACAAGAAAACCAGUCACUCACAGAAGAGCUCAGACAAUGUAAAGAAAACUUGAAGCUGCUACAAGAAAAAGGAAACAACAGACAAUGGCCUUGGAUGCCUGUGAUGGCAGCUUUGGUUGCUGUAACAGCCGUGGUGCUGUACCCAGGCCUAACCAGAGCUUCUCCAUGAGAACUGUUGUUGAAUCCAUACACCGUCCUCCCUUUAGAAGCUGGCAACAUUCAUAUACUGAGGGAAAACAGAUUAAUUCUCUUCCUUUUUACCUCUUAAUACAGCACAGCUCUGCGUGAGAACAGCAGUAGGGUCAUUUGCUUUAAACUGUAUAAAAUGUAUCUGUCUAUAAAGAGGGAAAUAAAAUUGUGAUUCAUCAUACUGUGAGCAAUAUUUUUGCUUACAAUUUCAUGCAAGUUUUAAAAUAGUAUGUUGGGAUUCUGAUACUAUAAUGGUGGCCUAAAGUAGGCUCUUGGUACCAAAUUAUUUAUAAUGGCUAGGGUUGUGGACACUUACUUUAGAAUCUGAUUGCCAGAUUUAAGAAGAAAAAUACAUUUCUAAUUUGGACACCCGAGCCAAGUAACCUUGCAGAUACUUGGUAAACAGAUGCAGUGUGCUCAGUGCCUUCAGUAUGAUUUUUUUGAUUAUUUUUUUUUUUUAUACAACUAGUAUACCAUUUUACUUGCUGUUUAAGUCACUGAGCUGUUGGGAACAAGACUUAAGAAAACUUAUCACACCUUUUGAAGGAAGCAUAUUUUAUUUGAUAAGGAUUGUUUUAUUCAUAAUUUUUGGGAAUAAACACAAUUCAUGUCCAGCCUUAAAAGAUAGAGAUAUUGAUGGUGAAGACCAGCCUAAAGCAUUUAGUGUGCGCGUGUGUGAGUGUAAGCAUGUGUGUGUUCUUGAGUGAACUAAGGUAUUCCUGGGAGCAAGUACUUGGUCAUUUGAUGGACAUAGUGCAGUGAUUCAACUUACGUUAACUUUAGUUUGAAUGUAAUUUAUUAAAUUUCAUAUAUUUAAAGAGAUACGUUCCUUAAAAGUAUGAAUACUUUCUCACAUAUCACAUGUAUCAGUUUAUUUUUUCAGUCAUUUGAUACUUUCUGACUUGAGCUGGAGAUGCUCUUUAGAUAAGCUUUUGUUGACGUAACUUUAUUAAGAGAACUGCUACAGUACGUCUGUGAUUAGCUGAAAAAAUCUAAGAUACAUGAAAUACUACAAAAUUGGAAUCAUGUACCUGACGAAGUGUUGUCAGGUAAAGAUGAUUUUAAUUUGGUAGUAAAAUUUUGUGCAUCCUCAUCACAUGGCUGUAAGUAUGAUGCAGUGGUCCCCAUUACAAAGUUUAUUUUUCCUUAUCUAAGUACUAUAACUAUUGCUACUUGCUGACUUUUGGUGGGAAUCACUGUAGUGAGUGCUGAAUUAAAUGUAGACUGUAGUUGUCUUGUUCAGCUCAACAGUUCUGUCAAAAAAGUUUAUUAAAGACUUAAAUAAUAUGCUAAAGAAUGGUAAAGUAAAAUGGCUCUGCUAAAGGAAACUUCAAAAUAGGGAGGUAAUCUCAGCAAUUCAAUUGGCUUUAAAGAAUGUUAUGGCAAUCGACAGUUUAAAUAUUUAAAUAGAAAUUUAGCAUAUAAUUUACUUUGUGAGGUUUUAAGGGUCAUUGUCCUUUAAUUAAAGGUUCUGUCUUAAGUUAAAUGGGAUUUACUAAUGGGAGGAUUAUUAGUUGGAAAAAAAGUCCGCAAGUGACUUGUAGAAAAUAUAUAUUGUCAUUUAGUUCAUUCAUUUCAUCCUUUUCAGUUGCAGGAAGCCACCCAACCACAGAACACUCGUAUGCCAGUGGUACUUAGUACCUCUUGUAUAUAGGUUAUUGCAAAUAUUGUUCUGAAAUGCUUAACUUCAGAAUUACAUUUUUUAAAGUAAAUAAUUGUUUUAAAUCUAUUUUGUAAAGAUAUAAAAAUACAAUAGAAUUUCUGGAGUACAGAUUAAACUAUUUGCACUAACACACGUGAUGUGCAUGAUUUAAUAAAAUAACUUUACUCUCCCUAUGCAUGUUUGAGUUGAAUGUCAUUUGAAAACAAAAGAUUCAUGCUAAGUUUCUUUUGCACUAGGUAUUGCCACAGUUACUAGGCACAAUGUCUGCAGCAUGUCCAGUAAUAAUAGCAAAAGACUUUUUUUUUACCUUGUAUUUCACACUUGCACUGGUUUAAGAUUUUGUCUAGCUGAUCUCUCUCCUGUCUGUGGUUUUCAGAAAGAAAGGCGGGAGGAGAGAGCCAUGGAAGGCUUGGGAGCAUAUUGCCAUGGGGGCAAAAAGGUGUUCACAGCUGAAGGGUGGAUAGUGCCUGUGGCAGGGGUUGUGAGAUGGAGGAGCAUUGGCUGCAAAUAGUGGGGUGAUAGUGGAAAGCCCUUUGAGGGGAAGGGAGCCUGAUGCUGCCUCCUCUCUCUUUUAGCAUCUUGAUCUCCCUAUUUGUCCCUCUUUCAGCUACUUUUCCGAUGGAUCCUGUUCCCUCCUCCCUGCCAGUAGCAUGUAGCCAUGGUGUGAGGAGGUGGAGUGGAGCCUGGUGGAGCAGUGGUCCCUCCUGGCUGGCAGCAGGGAAGGAGCCAAGUUCCCUGGGACCAGCCUCAGUGCCAGCCUGCACUGCAGUUGGUGCCCCAUACUGAGUGAUGCUGCCUGUGGCAUAAGACAAAUACUGUGUUUUCAGAAAUCUUUAAAGGAUCAGAGAGCUGAAAUUUGAGACCCAACAUGGUUGUAUUAAAGGAGAAAGAUUUCUAAUUUAAUUAUGUGCAUGUGUGCAUAUUUAUAUUAUAUACACAGGUGCAUAGUACACAUUGCAUGGGGGUUUGUGCUUACAAGUAUACCCGUGGUUCUCUAAUACAGUGCCUUUCCCAGGAAUUCUUGAUAUUUGCAUGUUUGAAAUGAUCAGGAAUGAGCUAAAAUGCACAGUUCACUUUUAUUUGUUGUGAGAAUCCCUGGAGAAGGAUUGGAUAACUGGGAAGCUGCUGUUCUUCAGUGCUUUGAUACUAAAGCAGCAAGUGGAGUUAUUUUGCAAGCACUCUAUGCACAAACCUUUCUAGUGUUUCAUUGUGUUUGUUUAUGGUAAAUGUGUGUGCCUCUUCACAUUCUUAUUUAGGUUCUUUCUUUUUAGUUCUGAGGCUUGAUUAGCUAAGCCCUGGAGUUACUGUAAGACGAGCAGCUUUUCACAAAUGUGUAAGAUGCUCUACUUGUAAAACAAGUGCUCUGAGCUUGCACUGAAGUUUGAGGUUUUAAAAAGGUUCCUCUUAGAAAAAAUAGUCUGAGAAGUGUUUUAUCAGUUGCUAGUUUGGUUUGGAAGACUUAAUAUAAUAAAAUAUCUGAACACUUCAGUUUUGUCCUAAUGUCCUGACUGAGGCACCGCCUUUUAAACUCGGAAAGAAUUCUACCUAUAUGGGGAGUACAACAGCAGGCCUUUUAUUUAAAAAAUAUAAAU